Molecule: messenger RNA, 732 nt
Organism: Parnassius mnemosyne (clouded apollo)
Lineage: Eukaryota; Metazoa; Arthropoda; Insecta; Lepidoptera; Papilionidae
Source: the annotation of a GenBank genome assembly
AUGUCAGCCAGGUUGCGUAAUCUAAAUCCGUAUGAGUUACAUAAGCAUUUAGUUAAUAUAUACUGUUUGAAUAAAAAAGGCUCCACUGCCAAUCUUAAACGGGACACCUCCAGAGAUCGCACAGACCUCGACGUCAUUAGAGAAAACCACAAAUUUCUCUGGGAAGAUGACGAUGUCGCCGACACCUGGGAGAAACAAUUAGCUAAAAAGUAUUAUGAUAAGCUCUUCAAAGAGUAUUGUAUCUGUGAUUUAAGCAGAUAUAAAGAAAAUAAAGUAGCUCUGCGUUGGCGCGUAGAAAGGGAAGUCGUGUUAGGCAAGGGCCAGUUUCAAUGCGGUGCGAAGCAGUGUAACAGCUCUCAAGAUCUGAAGUCUUGGGAAGUGAAUUUCGCUUACGUCGAAGAUAAUGAGAAGAAAAAUGCCCUCGUAAAACUUCGUUUAUGCCCAGAUUGUUCAGAAAAACUAAACUAUAAAUCGAAAAAGCGGGAAGUGAAGAGACUGAAAAAGAACCAGAAAAAGAAGAAGAGGAAAGAUAAAACCAGUAGCGACGUUGUCACAAGCGACGAGGAAUGUCAACCUGAUUUAGAAAAUCAGCCAGAGCCUAGUACUUCGCAGGAAGCUCUAGAAACCGAAGUAGACAAAGCGGAGUCGCUAUGGAAGAAAGGGGUACAAGAAGUUGAAGAAAAAACGCGCGAAGAAGAAUUUGAAGAAUACUUAGAAGAUUUACUUUUGUGA